Messenger RNA from Cryptomeria japonica (Japanese cedar), 1780 nucleotides. RefSeq names its product outer envelope protein 64, chloroplastic. The transcript is spliced from 9 exons. Lineage: Eukaryota; Viridiplantae; Streptophyta; Pinopsida; Cupressales; Cupressaceae. The record is from RefSeq and is a predicted model, not a curated record. Bases 177 to 1559 code for a protein of 460 amino acids.
CCUCACUCAUCCAUAUCCACUCAAAUUAUUUUUGUGAAAGAUAACUUGGGCACAUUAGCCACUAUCCUAAAAACCCUUAUCAUUCAUGGAGCCCUGGUUAUAUUUUCCUAGACUGUUAUGAACGGAUCUAUUUAUUAUCGGUUUUGAAAAGUUUGAAACUAAUUUGUUCACCAAAAAUGUCGUCUGCUGCAAAUGUUAUUGUUUUGCUGGGAUUGGGAAUAGCUGGGAUACUAUUGGCGGUGCAGAGAAGGAAGAAGACAAUUAAGGAAGAUUUCGGUGCAUUCGUUGAUCGGAUUCAGCUGCUUCCGCCACCUCAGCCCGCCCCUCCUAAAGCCACGUAUCCUCUUACGGGCCUUGUUUUUGCAAUAAAAGAACUAUUUGAUGUAGAAGGAUAUGUAACUGGCUUUGGAAAUCCUGACUGGCGGAAAACCCAUGAACCUGCUGUUCAUACAGCCCCAGCUGUUUCGCUUCUUAUAGAAGGGGGAGCCACAUGUGUGGGAAGAACUGUUAUGGACGAGAUGGCAUACAGUAUCAAUGGGGAAAAUAAAUACUAUGGAACUCCAACUAAUCCAGCUGCACCUUCAAGGGUGCCUGGUGGAUCUUCCAGUGGAUCUGCUGUAGCUGUUGCAGCAGAGCUUGUGGACUUUUCUCUUGGUACUGAUACAGGUGGUAGCGUGAGAGUGCCUGCUGCAUAUUGUGGCAUUUUAGGAUUCCGCCCUUCUCAUGGAGCUCUUUCCACUGUUGGUGUUGUGCCAAUGGCUCAGAGUUUUGAUACUGUUGGCUGGUUUGCAAGGGAUCCAAAUAUUCUGCACCUUGUUGGUCAUACACUAUUACAGUUGCCACUUAUGGAAUCCAGAAAACCAAGCCGUGUUAUAAUUGCAGAUGAUUGCUUUCAACUUACAAAUAUUCCUAGUGGUCAGACUGUGACCAUAGUUAUUCAGUCAACUGAAAAAUUAUUUGGACGACAAGUCCUUAAUCACAUGAAUAUUGGGAAAUAUAUUGCCGAUAAAGUUCCUAGCCUGAAAUAUUUUCAAACUGAAGAAAGCAGAAAUGGUGGAGAUAGCAUUUCUGAUUUGAAGGCUCUAUGCAAUGCAUUCCGUCUUUGUCAGAGGUAUGAGUUCAAAAGGAAUCAUGAAGACUGGGUGAAUUCAGUAAAGCCUAAGUUUGGACCUGGCAUAUCUGAUCGUGUACGUGCAGCUCUAGACACAAAUACAGAUGAUGAAAAUAUUAGCCAUUCCUUGAGGGCUAGGGAAGAAGCGCGUGAAGCUAUAAAUUCUCUUGUAGAGGAUGAUGGAAUACUAGUUAUGCCUACAACCCCAGGUCCUCCUCCUCAGCUUAAAAUGAAGGGGAAUCCUUUGGAGGACUUCCGGACUAGAGCUUUCACUCUGUUAAGUAUUGCUGGCAUGUCUGGAUGCUGUCAGGUGAGCAUACCUGUAGGACAAUAUGAUAAGUGUCCUUUGGCUGUGUCAUUCCUAGCAAGGCAUGGAGGAGAUGGUUUUCUUCUUGAUACUGUAAGGGCUGCAUAUUCUACUCUUCAGGAACAAGUAGAGAUAGUUUGAAGCAUACAACCAGUGACUUCAAUGAAUGGCAAAAUACAAGCCACAGAAAUUGCUAAAGAAAAAGUACAACUGAGUCCCAUUUUAUCAUAGUAAAGGUGAUUUCAAAAUUGAAUAGUUAUAUAAAGUCUAGCAGGAAUAUUCAGGUAAUUUAAUUAUAGAUCCUGGAGAAUGUUUAUGUAAUCCUUUUAUUACUUCAAAAAAAUAUUACAACUUACUUUUAA